CUCGCCCCCCCCCCCUUUGCCUCCUAACUUCUUACAACACGGACGACAGCAUCUAGAAAUACAUGCUCUAUCGUUAAAAUUUAACUUGAACGCCCCGCUCCUCAAAUGUCGGAUCGGAUCUCCCGUCCAUCCAGUCCAUACUUGGAGUCUCCAAGGAAGACCGUCGAGUUGGAAGACCCCGGUGCUCAGGACUCCGCCGCCAACAGCGACGAUGAGCAUUUCCUUGAUGCCAGCGAGGGUCAUCAACUCCCACCUUCCCGCCCCUCCUCCUCCGCCGGGCGCGCAUCCCCUAUCCCGUUAACACGAGUGGAACGAGUCGAUGAGAAUCCAGCACAUGGCGAAGUCCCCGGCACGGCGGCGUAUGAGAUUAGGACUCAAGACGCCGUUCCCGAUCAAGUUGAAGUCGUCCCUGAUGGGUCCCGCAGUCGGAGCACUUCGACAUCCGGGCAGCAGCAACGACCGAUGACGCCCAGUUCUCCGAUUCCCCGGACGGUGGUCGAGAAGGUGGAUCUUGAUCAACCGAGCCACGGGGACAUACCUGGUACUUCGGCCUACGAACUAAGGAGAGCGGAUGCGGUACCAGACGUUGUCGUGAAAGCAUCAGAGUCGGAUGCUGCGCCCAUCCCCGAGUCCGUUUCCAUUCUUACUGAUACACCCGUCCCCGAGACGCUGCUAUCUCAAGUCAAUUCCCCCACAAACGACGAAGAACCAUCACCACAAGUUUCAUCAGAUGACACCGAAGAAUCACAACCACAUGCUCAUCGGGCAAACCCCAGUGACCCCCAGCCGGAUCAAACGGAAACGGUCACCGCGGCGCCCCCAGACUCGCCUGCAAGCCAUCGAAGUCACACCCGCCGGAAACCAUCAGUGACGGGCGAAGAGUUCGGGGAAGAAGAAACGCCUGGGGGUGGUGCAGACGACUUCGAUGAUUUCACCGAGGGGCAAGACGACUUGGGAGACUUCGACGACGCGGACUUUGGGGACUUUGACGACGGCUUCCAGGAGCCGAGUGCAGCGGUCCCCAUGGAUGUUGAAGUCUCGCAACCUCCUACGCCGCCCUCUGUUCCGACCCUCCUCGAUCUAACCACCUACCAAAGAAUCCCCGACCUCUACGCGGCGCUGGACGACCCUCUCGAUCAACUCUUUCCCUCCACAACGUCACCAUUACCAUCCUCGAAACCCGAACCCAUCCCCAACGCCACCGCCAUCUUCAGCACCGAACGCUCCCUCUCCCUCUGGUCCCAACUCGUCGCUCCCCCACCUCUUCAGCCUCAGAACUGGGUGAAAUCCCGCAUCCGCCGUCUCUUCCUCGUCUCACUCGGUGUCCCCGUCGACCUCGACGAGAUCCUCCCCGCCUCGAAACAGAAGAAACUCGUCCUCCCCUCCCUCACCAUCUCCUCCAGCAUCUCCUCAACCGCCACGCCUAAUACCGCCUCCCAAAACCCCGGCACCGCCACGCCAAUCCACGCAAGCUCCCACUCCCGCUCCCAGAGCCUCGCCGCCAACGCCAACCGCAACAGCAUCCAAAGUACCGCCGGCAGCCCCGGCGGAACGCCCCGCAGCACCGCCGCCCGUCGGAGACGGGAAGCCUCCCCACCACCCGAGCUCGAUCUCUCGGCCGUCCGCCGCCUCUGCGCCACCACAGACGCGGCGCUCGGGGGCCUGACGGACGGGGAACUCAAGGGCCACGUCCAGGAAUUGGAAUGGGUCACGUUGCGGGCGAGCUCGGUGCUGGAAUACUGGCUGAAACGGCUGGACGGGUUAGUAAGCGAGAAAGAGGCAUUUGAAGGCGUGAUUGAAAAUCUCGUCAGUCAUGCAAGGAGAGUGAGGAAGUAGUACGGAGUAGGAGUAGUAGUAGUAGACCACACCAAAACAUCUCGCGGGAAAGGAACCACCGGACAGAUGAUCUUUUACUAUCUUAUAGCUUAUAAUGAGGACGGGGCCGAAAAAGUCAAUUCCGGAUGGAUGCGGGAAAACCUUGAAGAUACAAACGACGAUCGGUUUGGGCUGGGGUGGGUGCAGUGGUUAUUUGGAGCUCCAGGAAAUGGAGGAAGAAACAAAGUUCUAAUUCUAUUGGUAAUGACAUGAUAUAUACCUG
Molecule: messenger RNA, 2098 nt
Organism: Aspergillus aculeatinus CBS 121060
Lineage: Eukaryota; Fungi; Ascomycota; Eurotiomycetes; Eurotiales; Aspergillaceae
Product: DUF5102 domain-containing protein
Exons: 4
Coding region: 106-1836 (576 amino acids)
Source: RefSeq, a predicted model, not a curated record